AUGUCUUGGGCUGAACGUUUAUUACAUCCGGAUAAUCCGGUUGUAUUUUUUGAUAUAACUGUUGGUAAUACAGAGAUAGGAAGAAUAUUAAUUGAACUUUAUGCACAUGCAGCACCAAAAACAGCAGAAAAUUUUCGACAAUUUUGUACAGGUGAAUAUAAAAAAGAUGGUGUACCAUGUGGUUAUAAAAAUGCACCAUUUCAUCGAGUUAUUAAAGAUUUUAUGAUACAAGGAGGAGAUAUUGUUAAUGGUGAUGGAACUGGUCUAAUGAGUAUAUAUAGUGGAAAAUUUGCUGAUGAAAAUUUUGUUUUUAAACAUAAUCAAGCUGGUCUUCUUAGUAUGGCAAAUAGUGGAAGAGAUACAAAUGGUUGUCAAUUUUUUAUUACAUGUACUAAUUGUGAGUUUCUUGAUGGAAAACAUGUUGUUUUCGGUCGAGUUAUUGAAGGUAUGUUAGUAGUACGAAAAAUCGAAAAUGUACCUGUAGCAUUCAAUAACAAACCAAAAAUUCCUGUUAUUAUUUCUCAAUGUGGUGAAAUGUAA
Rotaria sp. Silwood1 is the source of this 540-nucleotide messenger RNA. NCBI's taxonomy places the organism in Eukaryota, Metazoa, Rotifera, Eurotatoria, Philodinida, Philodinidae. The record is from the annotation of a GenBank genome assembly.